Messenger RNA from Armigeres subalbatus, 1920 nucleotides. Its product is annotated as transcription factor grauzone-like. Lineage: Eukaryota; Metazoa; Arthropoda; Insecta; Diptera; Culicidae. Gene Ontology annotation, molecular function: DNA-binding transcription factor activity, RNA polymerase II-specific; sequence-specific DNA binding; zinc ion binding. Bases 150 to 1880 code for a protein of 576 amino acids. Gene Ontology annotation, cellular component: nucleus. The transcript is spliced from 3 exons. Gene Ontology annotation, biological process: regulation of transcription by RNA polymerase II. The record is from RefSeq and is a predicted model, not a curated record.
AUUAGGAUUGUGUUUUGAUUGUGUGUGACCAGAUUUGAGAAGGUAGAAUACGAAAUUACAGAAAUUUACAGUAAAAAUGUUUUGAUAAGUGAUUGAAAUAACAUAGUUUGAUUCCUUGUAAAGCAGUUGCAAAGGCUGAUUCACGAAACAUGGAAUGCGUCGAGGAAAGCACGUCAAAAAUAGAAUGUCGACUGUGUUUGGAAACGCUAAUCGAAUUCAAGUGGUCUAUCCAGCAGCCAGAUCUCAGGGAAAAACUGCACCAGAUAUUUCGUUUUACUAUCGACAUUCAGUCUGGUUUCUCUUCUCACAUUUGUAAUGCGUGCUUGACGAUCAUCGAAGAUUUCCAUCAGUACACUGAGCGGGUUCAAAGCAAUCAGGAAAUACUUGCUGCACGUCUAAAAUUUCCAAUAGCUCAACAGAAUACGAUCAAAUUUGAAGCACAGGAACUGGAUAUCAAACAUGAUGAAUAUGACAACGACAAAUAUGAUGAUACGGUCGAUAACGUUGGUAAUGAUUGGAUAGAUGAAGUUCAAACAUUUGCCGUGCUCGAGGUAAAAGGGGAACCACAUGCUAAGCGAAGCAGCAGAUCUCAGAGGAAAGCAACGUUGAAUAAUACCGAAGCAAAACAGGAAACGAAGCAAAGAAGAACCAACACACGAAGAAGUGGAAGUAAGUUAAAGGUAGAACAGGAAGAUGAACAAAUCGAAUCAGCGGACUGCUUAUCAAAAAGUAGCGCAGGAGACGAUGAUUCAAUGGAAGAUGAAGAAGAUUAUCAGCCUGAACAAAAGAAGCAAAGAAAGACCACUGCACGCAGGUGCAAAAGUGGGCAAAACUUAGAAAAUGGCGAACAAAACGCAUCGAAAAAGCUGAAAAAGCAAACAAAGAAACCCGACCAAUCUGUCCGAGAUGAAUGGCAAGAGGACAUCAUGCGCAUAGAGCAAUUCUAUGACAUGGUUUGCGAUCUGUGUGGUGACACGUUGGACGAUUUACUCUCACUGAGGAAACACUUUCGGAGUGAACAUGGCAUGGCAGCAUACAUCAAGUGUUGCAACAAAAAACUAAUGAGAAGGGGAACCAUGGUCGAUCACAUCGUAGUCCAUGCAAACCCAGAGACGUACCGGUGUGAUAUAUGUGAUAAAACAUUCAAAGGCAAACGAUACAUAACGGAGCAUCUGGAAAAUGUCCACGGAAGUAUCGAGAAGCGACCGUACAAGUGCGAACAAUGUGACCGAUAUUUUGCUAAAGAAUCGCUACUUCGAACGCAUAUUUCUAAUCACAGGAAGGUGCAUUGUUCGCAGUGUAACAAGGAGUUCCCCAAUACACGCUUUUUAAAAGAACACUUGAAGACAGUGCAUGACAACGCGCAUCUGACCAGAGUUUGCGAUCGAUGUGGAAAAUCGUUCUCGGGACCGAGCGCCCGCAGCGGGCUCAAGCAGCACAUUGACGGAGUGCACAUGGGUCUAGGCGACAAAACCAAACGCCAGUGUUCUAUCUGCCAGAAGUGGUUGCUGGGAAAACGAUGCCUAACGGUGCAUAUGCAGCUGCACAGCGAGAUGGGUCAGCCGCACAUCUGCAACAUUUGCAACCAGAACUAUCCGCAUUCGAGGGCGCUGACCCGGCACAAGCGUUUCGUGCACGGGGAACAAAAGUAUGAGUGCGAGUUUUGCGGCAAAAAAUUUCGAAAAUCAGUGGCUCUGAAGGAACAUCGAGCAACUCACACGGGAGAGGCGCUAUAUACGUGUAAGAUAUGUGGAUCGACGACUAAUUCCAACGCGAGCUAUUAUUCACACAUGAAGAAACAGCACCCUAUUGAAUGGGCGGAGCAAAAAUUGAAAGCAGAAGAAGCGAACAGACCAACUACCGAGCAAACCACAAUUUGAGAUGUAGCGAGAACUUGAAUGCGUAAGAUUGAUAUAGAGA